ACGAGAUUCGGUUCACUUAACUCUAGGGUUACGGCUACAGCUCGUGGGUAACUGACAAGGUCGCUAGGCUGGACACUUCGGACAAUGCGAUCAAAAUGGAUGAACGAUCUGACUGGGUCGAGAUUCUUGAACCUCGCUCCCGGGAACGAAUGUACAUCAAUUUGGAAUCGGGACAGUGUGGCUGGGAGCCACCACCGAAUGUAAAGAUUCGGCAGGCAGAUAAAAACCAGUGGUGGGAACUAUUUGACCAAAACAAUAACCGUUUUUAUUAUUACAAUGCAAUUAGUUGCCAGACUGUGUGGCAUCGACCUCCAGACUGUGAUAUUGUACCCCUGGCUAAGCUGCAGGCAAUGAAAAGAAGUUCUCAGUUAGAUCUUAGAAGUCGCAUUAACAGUGAUGGAUCAAAAUCCCGAGGAAGUACAAGCAGCGAUGGCCGUGACACCCCAGUUCAAAUGGCUUUCCUUCAGGAACUCUGUAGUAAGAGUAAAGAAGCCAAUAACGGAAUAGGAGAGGAGGUCAUGAAAGAUCCUGGAAGGGAAACACAUAUCAUGUGGCAGCCUGCUCCAGGGACUAAAGCAGCCAUGCUGGUUAAAGUAAACAGUGUACGAAAACCAGUCUCAGCCGCCAGCAGUGAUCCUCAAUUGCAGAGUAGCCUUCCUGCAACGUAUCCUAAUACUUUGCUUACAAAGCCAACAGGAUGUGUUCAGCCACAACAGUUCACCCAAACUCUCUUAGCAGCUAAAUCGGUCUCCAUGUCUGCAGACACCAGCAAGUCAAUGCACGUUAAAAAGACUGAAAAUGGAGGCUUCUUACUGGUACUUUCCAAUGGUGCAAAUUACCAGUCACCUCAAAGAAGUCAGACUGGCAUACCGCAGCCUCAGUCUCCAAGGUGUGGUGCUUCUCCACCUGUUUAUGAUGAACCAUGUAUAGAGUCUCCAAUCUAUGAUGAACCACCACUUGAGAUGGACAUGGAGGCAGUCCAUCGCAGUGAGCCAUCAUCUCCUCAGAUGACACCAACUCACAGCUGUCAAAAGCAGUUGCAGUCUCUAAAGGUGCUACAGAAUUCAGGUAUUCAUCAACAAGAUUUCAUGAAACAUCGCAGAACUCCUUCAGCUACAGAGUACAGCCCUGCAGGUAGAGAGUGCAUCAAGCACAUGGUCAGUAUUGAGCAGGUGUACAGAUGGCCACAUUCUCCAAAUGGAACAGUUAAACCACAGACUGGACAACUAUUGACAAAAGACAGUUUUAAGCAAUCUCGGAAGGCCCUAGAGGCCAGUGUUCUAAAGAACAUUGAGGCUCAUCAUAGUCGGCAAAGUAGUCUUCAGUCUCAGGAAUAUCCUACUGUUGUAAGUCAGCAAGACUCUGGUUACUCAACUGGCCCUUCUCCAAGUUUGAGGAAGCGGAGAGGAAGGCGACAAGUUGUAGCCAAUGGAAGACCUGGUUCAGUAGGGAGCAGUAGUGAACUCAAUGCAUUAAAUGAUAAACUGAUUGCAGAAAUGCGGGAGUUUGUUGGCAAACCAGCCGCAAACCAGGGAAGCAAGGCAUGUGUGGAUAUAGACAUGAUGCAGAAUUCCAGUUCUGUCGACAGUAACAAAAUCAGGCUGACAUCUGAACAGCUGAAGCUGCACUAUGUCCAAGUAUCUCGAGAUGACAUUACAGCUAGCAACAGGUCUUUGUACAGACCAGUAUCAACUGAUAUUAGGGCAGGUGACAAUAAUGAUCAACUGAUACAACAAGAUGUUAUAAGACAAAAAAGGACAUAUGAAAAAGUUGAUUCUUUGGACAAGAGCACAACCAGUCAGGCAAGUUUGGCUUCCCCAGGUGUUGUGCACACAUCGUCUCAGGCUGGAACACUGGAAUCGAGUACAAAAUUUCAAACUAGGGAACAUCCAUGCAAUGCAACAAUUUCUUUUGUGUACCAUUUUCCUUAUACAACACUACGAAAACCCAUACCUGAAAGUAGCAUGACUGACUGGGCCUCCAAGAACUUGAAUAUGCAUACUCAGGGCAUUUUUCGAAGGAGGGUAUCGAUUGCAAAUAUGCUUUCUUGGAGUGGAGGCUCCAUCAGAAAACCCAUGUUGAUUACCAGUAACCGUAUCUUAAAAAAAGAGGCCUGUGAAAUGUUUAAACUUGUGCAGAUGUACAUGGGGGACAGGCAGGCACGAGCAGACAAGAAUGAAGUUGCAUUAAUUGCAGUUACGAAGUGCUGGACAAUGCAAGGUCUUCGAGAUGAGCUGUAUAUUCAGUUAGUCCGUCAGACUACAGAUAAUCAUUGCUGCAGAAGCUUGUCAUCAGGCUGGGAACUUAUGGCAAUAAGUCUGGCUUUUUUUUCACCUUCUCCAAAGUUUCAGUCAUAUUUGGAAGGCUAUAUCUAUCGGCACCUUGACCCUGUCAAUGACAAAAAAAUAACUGAGAGGAUUAAAGAACUUUUACAGACAAAAAACAGGAGAAACUCAAAGUCAAGUAAAAAGAGAAAGCAGAAUUGUGAUGAAGAAGGCUUACCUAUAAGUACAUAUGCUCAGUACUGCUACCGUAAAUUACAGAAAGUGGCUAUCACGGGAGGCAAGAAGGGGCUCCGAAAACCAACAGUGGAAGAGAUUGAGCAUGCAAGGAAUGCUGUUGUGACACCUUCUUUGUUUGGAAGCUCCUUGGAAGAGAUUAUGCUUCGCCAACAAGAACUGUAUCCAGAAAGAAAGUUGCCUUGGGUUCAGACUCAGCUGUCCCAGCAAGUGCUUUUACUUGGAGGUGCACAGACUGAAGGAAUAUUUAGAGUACCUGGUGAUAUUGACGAGGUGAAUGCAUUAAAGCUGCAGGUGGAUCAGUGGCGAAUACCAGAGAACAUGGAGGAUCCCAACAUCCCAGCUUCUUUGUUGAAGUUGUGGUACCGUGAAUUAGAAGAACCACUCAUACCUCCAGCAUUUUAUAAGCAGUGCAUCACUAAUUACGAAAACCCAGAUGCAGCUGUGGCAGUUGUUGAAUCACUGCCUGAAUUGAACAGGCUGGUCCUUUUUUAUCUCAUUCAUUUCCUUCAGGUUUUUGCUAAGCCAGCCAAUGUCAGUAAAACCAAGAUGGAUGUCAAUAAUCUUGCCAUGGUGAUGGCCCCAAACUGCCUCCAGUGUCAGUCUGAAGAUCCGAAAGUCAUUUUCGAAAAUACAAGGAAAGAGAUGUCUUUCCUGAGAAUUCUCAUUGUACAUCUGGACACAAGUUGUAUUCGAGAUGUUUUGUAAAUAUUUUUGAUAGCCUUCUAGACCUGCCAUGUUUAAAUGUUUUAUUAUUUUUAACAUUUGUAUUGUUCUUUGUAAUUUUAUUUUUUUUACUUCUAUGAUUCCUGUAUUUCCAACAAGAGUUUAUAGAUAUCUAAAAUGUGACUGUUUUCACUGAUAGUAAUAGUUUAUCAAUAAGUUUAGGAAGAAGGGAUAGAAAGGAAUAGAGUAGUAAUAGUGCCUUACUAGUUCAACAGGUUUGUGUGAGAGUACAGUUCUUAUUCUAAAGUAGGUUCCCUAAGGAUUAACAGUGAUUAUGAUGUCAACAUGAUGAACCAUAGCUGUUGCUGUUGUAUCAAAACUGCUCUAUGUGGUUGAACCAGGAAGCAACAUUGAGAGAUAGGAAGUUGAUGUCAUUCAUCUGAAUUGUGGAACUACAAGAUGGAAGGAAGUAUUCAACUGAAGAACCUUUUCUUUUGGAUUUACUUAAAAGUGGUGCAGGUAUAACUGGUUGUAACUUUAACUGCUAAUUUAUAAAUAAAUGGUGCCCACAUUGUUUCCUUUGGUGGAGUUUGGAGCAGAAUUUAUACAGAGAGCCUUAGUGCAAAUGUCCUUGCUGACAGCACAAUGGAGCUGUUACUGAUAUGACCAAAAUUGCCACCUGUGUUCAACCUAUUUCGAGAAUCUACGGUCAGGUUCCUGCUAAGAAAUUGCCUUUGUAGGCUGUUGUAAUCUAAGCACUGAUAUCCAGUAUAUAUUUUUUUUUAUUUUAUUUAAAGCUAGUAAUUUCCUUUUUCUCUCCCAUACCUCAUUUAUGGUGACACAUCUAUCAUUUUCUUACUAGUGGUUUCUGCAGGCAAUUAAGCAUGUGAAAAUUUGUUUUAAAGUUCAGGAUGUUUUGUCAUCUAAUUUGUUGAAAAUAAUGAUCAGCUUAAUGUAAGUACUGGGAGUUUGUCCCGCAGCACUGUUUACUUUUUUAAAUAGUUCAAAAACUGUGUUUUAAUAGUUCCAAAACUGCAUAGUCUUUAUUUUAUGAUGUUUUACUCGACUUUGUUGCCCUUUCUAGUAGGUGCCAUCAUAGAUGUGGUAAACAACUAACUAGGCAGAAUUUUUGAUUUUUUUGUGUGCUGGUUUAAUGUACAAAUAGAAAACUAGAUUUGCAGUAGAUCUGAUUACUUUUGUUUGCCGAGUGGGAAAGUAUAGUUCCUGAAGCUGUGGUAGUGUUGUUGAGAAAAUUGUUUGUGUUAAUCCUUUAGCAGCCUUACUAAAGGAAUAUGGGUCAAAAGCAAAGAAACCAUUACUUUUGAUUUCCCUGUUUGACCUGCAGUAUCACUGGCAUUUAAUGUUGUUAAGUUUUUGCUUUAAUAAUUUUCAGGGAUGCUGCUAGCUGUUCCUGUUAAUGGUUAAACCUUCAGGAACUCUGGUCAGCAGCUUUUCACCAAAGCCCCGUCAUCUGGUAUUUUCUUUUCCACUUAAUCUUACCAUGUUUAUUGAACUUUUGAGUACUGCAUCACUGCAAGUGUACCUUUCAUUUUUUUAUUUAAUUAAAUUUCCAAGUUUUCGUACAGCUUUCUUUAGAAUUGUUGGUGCUUGACUGUGAAAGACUACUGCUUUGUGACAAAGAAAUAGCUGUGAAAGGAUUAAUGUAAGUUUUUUUAAGCAGUUCUGAAACCAGCACUGCAGCAUGGGUUUGAUAGAACGACAUUGUUGCUUUCUCUUCAUUUGUUGCAACUGACUGAAUUGGUGUAGUUAGUAUUUUUACACUUUUUUUCACCAAGUUCUAAUAGUGUGAUCACCAGAGUACAAAAAGAGUGAAUGGCAGUUACUGUUUGGGCAUGGUAAACAUGCAAAAAAAAUGCCAGGCAGCAUGCAACUGGGAUGCAGCAGAAGGUUGUUAACCAGGUGAACAUCCUCAGCAAGAACUGGGAUACUGUAAUGUGGAGGGGAAGGGGUGCACACCAUUCAGGAAAUUUAUUGUGAUGUAAAUGCAGCAAAACUUUUUUAGCAUAUCAGGACCCAAUGUGUGUAGAGUACUUGGUGCGUAGAGUGCACAGGAUUUGUCACAAUUUGUAGUAAUGUGCUACAACACAAUGAACGUCAGUAUCAGUAGUAUACUCUUGUUUAUGUAACAACUCAUGUUUUGGUCAACAUUCUCUAAGCAGAGUAGCUCUCCUAUACAGUGUUACAGGAAUUCUUCUCAGAAGGUCUUCUCUUUCGGAGUAUGUCAAGUUUUGUUCUUGCUGGAGAACACUCACGAGGUCUAGCAAACACAGACUGGGAAGGCUGAGGAGGACUUUGAGGUGUCUAUGCCAUGUCUCCACUUUGUUAUUUUUAUGGUCUAUAUUUUGUGCAGCCAACUCACCCACAUUUCAGGUACACAAGGUAUAGAACGAGGCAAUGUACUUCACCUCACUGGUAUGGAAUGUGUAUCAUCUGGGGUAGUCCUCUUUAUAAUGGUGAUCCAGGGAUAUAAUCAGCUUACAGGUAGUGUCAGACAUCAAGGCAGUAAUAUCCAGAAAUAUCAGUACCACACUUCAUUGGACAGGAAUGCCAUUGCUGUUAUAAUAUACACUUGGAGGUAGAAGGGCAUGUCAGUGCCGUACAGUGCUCCCAGAUAGUGCCAUUGCAGCUGGUGCCAUAUUUUUUGAGCAUAAUGAAAAAGGCACCCCUUCAUGCUUGGCGUUGGAAAGACUUUCCUGCCUGCAUGCAUGGCCUCCUUUUCAAAAUCUGUUAGAAUGUACUGGAGUACUAGGGUAUAUCCAGCAUUCUGUGCUACCAUUUUCACUAGGGUCCACAUGGCCUCAUAUCCACCAUCCACUGAGUCAUCAGUCAUACAUCAUGGACAUUUUCUGAUAUUGGAUACCAUCUAAAUGGGUCAAAGUCACUGCUUACUUUGGUACAUGCAAGCAAGGUCCCUUCUGCGACUUGCAGAGGUCCCCCAUUUUCAUGAUAGUUGUCAGCAGCAAAAUAAUGGUAUUGCUGUCAACAUACUCCAGCCGGUGCACUAUGAAUAGCCCAUUAUGUAAUCGGCACAUCUCUGCAGCUACAUCCUCCAUUGUUUUUGGCAACUUUGGCUUGGUGGUCGUGGCUCCUUGUUAUGCCUUUGUGGUGGAGUGCCAUAGGGUAGCAGGGUCAGUAUUAGAACCACGAAAAGUCAGUUCAGCAAAUGGCUUUCACAUCGAAAAUGCUGUUCAUCAAACUCGCUUUUGUGGGGGGCUGUGCCCCAUACUCUAAUUUUAUAUAUAUAUAUAUAUAUAUAUAUAU
This is a messenger RNA of Protopterus annectens (West African lungfish), 6467 nucleotides long. RefSeq names its product rho GTPase-activating protein 39-like. The record is from RefSeq and is a predicted model, not a curated record. Gene Ontology annotation, molecular function: protein binding; GTPase activator activity. The coding region runs from base 96 to 3227 and encodes 1043 amino acids. Gene Ontology annotation, cellular component: cytoskeleton; cytoplasm. Lineage: Eukaryota; Metazoa; Chordata; Ceratodontiformes; Protopteridae. The transcript has 10 exons. Gene Ontology annotation, biological process: signal transduction.